UAAAGCUGACACACACACACACACACACACACUUGGAGCUGAUGUGUACACAGCAGUGAGUCGGAGUGAGAGGAACAUCACUCGGAGUGUCUCCAGCUUUUUUUCUUCCCUUUCGGAGGAGCCUUGGGUGGAGCUCGGACACACACUCAGUACAAUAAUGGGAAACAGCUCAGCCAAACUGAAUCCCUUCAUACAUGUUAAUGGCUCGGCCAAAUCCAAGCUCAACACCGAGUCAAGCGGUGGUCCUCAGCGUCUCAAAAUGAAGGUGGAGGAGUUGGAGAGCCACCUGAAGAAGAAGGAUGAAGAAUUGAGUGCCCACCAGCUACAGAUCAAACAGCUGGAAGAGCAGCUGGCCCAGAAUAACCAAGUCAUUGCUGACAUCUCAGAUGCUUUGAGAACCAAGUGUCUCCAGCUCAGCAGUCUACAGGAGACUCUGAAGAAACAGCGAGAUUUGGAACUCAUGAACUCACCCACUGAAGCGAGUCAGAGACUCAGCGACCUGAUGCGAGAGACGCUCAACAAGAGAAAAGGAGCCAAAGCUGGGGUUUCUGCAGAACCGUCAUCCAGGACGUAUGACUCAAGUAGCCUGCCCAAGUUCUACUUUGAGAGUGCACGAGUGUGGAAAGAGCCAAGUGUGAAGAAGCUCCUAACAGAUGCCUUGAAUAAGAACCGAUAUCUGAAGAGGCUGGAAGGACAGCAGCUUAGAGACAUGGUCGAGUGCAUGUAUGAAAAAACAUACCAACAAGGAGAGUAUGUCAUUAAGCAAGGUGAGCCGGGGAAUCACCUGUUCGUGCUGGCAGAUGGCCACCUGGAUGUCCAUCAGAACAAUAAACUGCUCACGUCAAUCGCAGUAUGGACGACAUUUGGUGAAUUAGCCAUUUUAUACAACUGUACCCGGACUGCAUCCGUUAAAGCGGCCAGUAAUGUCAGAACCUGGGUUCUUGACCGGGAGGUCUUUCACAACAUCAUGCGAAUGACCGCUGAGGCGAGACAUGAGCAGCACCGCAACUUCCUCAGAAGUGUUUCACUUUUGGCCAAUCUUCCAGAAGACAAGCUGACUAAGAUUGUUGACUGCCUGGAGGUGGAGUAUUAUGACAAAGGCGACUAUGUCAUUCGGGAGGGAGAGGAAGGAAACACAUUCUACAUCAUUGCCAAUGGAAAGAUUAAAGUAACCCAAAGCACUAAGGAUCACAAGGAGCCCCAAGUCAUCAAUACUUUACAGAAAGGUGAUUACUUUGGAGAAAAGGCCCUCAUCAGUGAUGACGUCAGGUCAGCUAAUAUCAUUGCAGAUGAGGAUGGAGUUGAAUGCCUAGUCAUUGACAGGGAAACAUUCACUCAAACUGUUGGCACCUUUGAUGAACUUAAGAAGUAUCUUCAAGGCUAUGUUGAGACUUUAGCCCGUGAUGACAAGAAGAGAAAUGCAAAGCUAUCCUGCAAGGAUCAUGAUGGGAGGUCAGGAAGCAGUACUCCCAGCUCUCCCUUGUCCAGUGAUCAGGUGCAGCUCAAAGAGAGAGACUUUACUUCCUCUCUUUCAUUCAGAAACCUGGAGAUCAUCGCCACUCUAGGAGUAGGAGGCUUCGGUAGGGUUGAACUGGUUAAAGUGAAGAAUGAGAAUGUGACCUUCGCACUGAAGUGUAUUAAGAAGCGUCACAUUGUGGACAACAGACAGGAAGAACACAUUCACUCAGAGAGGAGAAUCCUGAGUGAGACUUGCUCCCCUUUUAUUGUCAAAAUGUACCGUACAUUUAGGGACAGCAAGUUUGUGUACAUGUUGCUGGAGGCGUGUCUGGGCGGAGAGGUCUGGAGUCUGCUGAGAGACAGGGGAAGCUUUGAUGAGAACACUGCCAAGUUCUGUGUGGGUUGUGUGACUGAAGCGUUUGAGUACCUUCACAAAAAAGGAAUAAUUUACAGGGAUCUGAAGCCUGAGAACCUCAUGUUAGACUCAGAUGGAUAUGUAAAACUGGUUGACUUUGGUUUUGCAAAGAAGAUCAAAUGUGGCCAGAAGACAUGGACGUUCUGUGGGACUCCUGAGUAUGUUGCACCGGAGAUUAUUCUGAAUAAAGGACAUGGCCUCAGUGUGGACUUUUGGUCUCUGGGAAUCCUAAUCUUUGAACUUCUGACUGGAAGCCCUCCCUUCACUGGCUCAGAUCAGAUGAUGACAUACACUUUCAUUCUGAAAGGCAUGGAGAAGAUGGACUUCCCAAAGAAGAUCACAAAAAGGCCUGGGGAUCUCAUUCGAAAGCUCUGCAAACAAAAUCCUUCUGAGCGUCUUGGGAAUAUGAAGAAUGGAAUAACAGAUAUCAAGAAGCACAGGUGGUUUACUGGCUUCAGCUGGAGUGGCCUGAAAGAGAGGACUUUGACAUCACCACUGAAACGAGAGGUGAAAGGACCAACAGACCACAGCUACUUCGACAACUAUCCACCUGAAGAUGAAAUUCCCCCUGAUGAACUUUCUGGAUGGGACAUGGACUUUUAACAACCUCUCCUUCCCCUCCUUUACAUACCUCAGUGUGAACAAGGUCAAAACUCCUACAUCAUCCUUUUCCCCCAACCACAAAGCCAGCAGAAACCCAGCGUAUGGCACACCAUUCUCUGACAAAGCACAGCCUUGAGCACAGGCCAUAUUUGUGCUGGAGUAGGUGGCAGUGUGGAGGAGGAAGAACCAGCUGGGAAUGUGGCAUUUGAAAAGAACUAGGCCAGUGUUAUUUGGAUGAUGAUGUUAGUAACCCUGUUCAGUGUUAUUGAGUAAUUUCAUCCUGUUUAUCUGCCCGUUUACGGAGAUGGAUGGAUCGUAACUGCUGGGUAAAGUACACCACAGAGUUCUCCGAAGAACUUUGCCCAAGAGGUUUUACUGUGUUUAAAUUGUGGACUUUGAACAGCAAAGAAAAUGAUGUGAAACCAGAAGAAAUAUUUACCUUUUUUUGACCUGGAGAACCAAGAAGGUGAGAUGUGGCUGCUUUUGGAAGCAGCGAUGAGCCAAGUGCCGAACUCGUGAACUCACAGACCGAAUGUGGGUGUGAACGCCAGUGAUGUGGCUUCAAAGUCGGACCGCAGAAGAUGAGCUCAGCUGCUGUUUUUUUUUUUUUGUCAUUCAAAUGGACUUGUGUGAAAUAUUUAUAACCACUGAGAAACUGUGUGUAGAGCCUGGAAGGUGCUAUUUCAGUUUCAUCUUGCACUUGAGCCAAACCGACAUUCUAAUAAGCUUUGUGCACAUCUAUAAAUGUUCUUAGAUUCAUAUAUUAGUUAAUAUUUGGACAUACUCUUAUGGGGAUGUUUGGUUUGUAUUUCCUCUGGAUAUAUAGUUCACAGAAUUACUUAAUUGACUGAUAAAAAUUCAUAAUAAAAAAAAUCAGAUCAGUGG
This is a messenger RNA of Pangasianodon hypophthalmus (striped catfish), 3361 nucleotides long. It is a transcript of the gene prkg2, whose product is annotated as protein kinase cGMP-dependent 2. Gene Ontology annotation, biological process: protein phosphorylation. Gene Ontology annotation, molecular function: ATP binding; cGMP-dependent protein kinase activity. The record is from RefSeq and is a predicted model, not a curated record. The transcript has 20 exons. Lineage: Eukaryota; Metazoa; Chordata; Actinopteri; Siluriformes; Pangasiidae. The coding region runs from base 158 to 2476 and encodes 772 amino acids.